AUUUUGUAAACAAAUAGCAGCUGAUUAAGUUCAAACACAUUGCCAAUGAUAAUAAAUAAUAGAUAGGAUUAUUUUAAAACGAAAAUGAAUAGCUUAAAAUUUCUAAAUUUCAAAACGACAAUAAAAUUCUGCAAUGAGAGAAGUGCAUUACUUCAGUCAAUACGAAGAGGUGGGAUGUUCAAGCGAUCGCCUGCUUUAAAAUUGCAAGCUGCUGCACUGCAGGAUUUGUAUACGAAUUUUUUUGAUAACCGAACUGAACUCAGCGUAGAGGAGUGGCAAGAAGCUAAACAAGCACUUGUAAAUAAUAACAAAUAUAUAUCAUCAAAUAACGUAGAUGCUAUGAUGAUUGGUUUAUUUAAAUACGGACACCAGCUUCCAUUAGCCAAAGAUUACUUGAAGUACUUGAAGAAGAUCAAUGUUGAACCCAAUGUGGCAACACUCGGGCGACUCUUACGAGUUUACAAUACAGCUUAUCAUGAACGAGGUGGUUCCAUUGAUUCGCUGACACCAGAAGAACAAAAUGAAAUUUUAUCAAUAUAUACACACUUCAGAAGCAAGCAUGACGUGUUUGACACCACCACUUGUGAAAACCUUAUACAUGGGCUUGUGGCCACAGAGCGAUUUGGCGACUGUAAGGAGUUGAUUGAAAUGGCGAAACUUACAGCAGUGCCAACGGUAGCAGCGUAUUCCGAAGUAGCUGUCAAAGCUUUUAGCACAAAUGAUAUGUCAUAUGGUUGGCAAAUAUUGGAUGAGAUGGUCACAGCGGGCAAGCAGCCAAGAUGUGAAGUAUUCAUUGCUUACAUUGAACAAAUAACAAAGAAUUCAGACAAGAGUUUCCAGCAUGAAUUUGAGAAAUUGUUAGAGUUUUUUGGACAGCAUGAUAUCAUCAUAAGUGAGAAAGUAGUUGAUUACAUCACGAGCCUAGAGAACAAAAAUUUGCUUAGCAUUACAAAAUCUAAACUUAGCCGCUCGGGCAAAUGUAGAAACUGCAAUAAUCAAAUGGAAAAUAUUUCUGUCAGUGCUGCAGAUUUUGCUAAGCUUAGUAAUUCGUUUUUAAAUAAAGUUCUGAUUAGAAAUGAUGUUUUUCAAAAAUCGACGCCUCAGGAAGUUGACAGAUUUAAAGCAUUCGUUGCCGAAACCGCACCGUACGAUUGUGUCAUUGACGGACUCAAUGUUGCAUACUCAAUGGGUAUCAAGAAAUCCCCGGCUAUGUUGGCUAACUUGGUUACUAAUGUGGUGAAAUAUUUCAGUAGCCAAAACAAGCAUGUCCUGAUACUAGGCCGAAAGCAUAUGCAGAAUUGGUCAAAGACAUCCUGGAAUUACAUAUACAAAAAUGCUAGUGUGUUUCUAACAAAUAAUCUAACACAUGAUGAUCCAUUUUUAUUGUAUGCUACACUGAAGAGCGGCCACCACACUGAUUUCUUCUCGCGGGAUUUAAUGCGUACACACUCUUUUUUACUGGGGCCUGAACUACGACCAAUUUUUAGACGUUGGCAACAGGAACACCAAUAUUCUUUAGUUACCCAAACUGAAGGUGGAAAAAUAAUAGUUAAGGAGCCAAUUCGUUUUAUGAUAUGCGCGCACAAAGUGAAAGACACUUGGCAUUUGCCUUAUAAACAGGAAUAUCUUGCAAACCCUCCAACAUCAUUUGAAGUUUCAUCAAAUUGGCUCUGCAUUAAAUUUCAAAAUUAACCAAAUAAAGUAACUGAAAUGUAAAAUUUGUUUUA
This is a messenger RNA of Teleopsis dalmanni, 1727 nucleotides long. RefSeq names its product mitochondrial ribonuclease P catalytic subunit-like. NCBI's taxonomy places the organism in Eukaryota, Metazoa, Arthropoda, Insecta, Diptera, Diopsidae. Gene Ontology annotation, cellular component: mitochondrial ribonuclease P complex; mitochondrion. The transcript is spliced from 4 exons. Gene Ontology annotation, molecular function: ribonuclease P activity; protein binding. The coding region runs from base 85 to 1692 and encodes 535 amino acids. The record is from RefSeq and is a predicted model, not a curated record. Gene Ontology annotation, biological process: tRNA 5'-leader removal; mitochondrial tRNA 5'-end processing.